Messenger RNA from Porites evermanni, 1659 nucleotides. NCBI's taxonomy places the organism in Eukaryota, Metazoa, Cnidaria, Anthozoa, Scleractinia, Poritidae. The record is from the annotation of a GenBank genome assembly.
ACCUCUAAUCUGAAGAUUUGUCGCUUGGAUCGCAACACUGGCUCUGUCAUAGGAAAUGAUGAGGUAUACUUACUUUGUGACAAAGUGGAGAAAGGUAACUAAGUGCUAUAUAACAAAUGGUGAAUUGUUCGCUUGUGUGUGCUAUUGAGUUGUAGUUGCAUGUUGGAGGAUGCUAAGUGCGAGUGAAGUGUAAUGGUCGUACGAGGCAGCUUCUUGAGUGCCUAGCAAUCCUCCCAAUUGCAACGAAAAUCAGUAGUACAUGCUGAGUUGUUACCAUUUACUUGAGUUAACAAAAUUCUUAAAAGAGGAAAACGUUUAAUUUCGCUCAAACUUUUAUUCAGUGUUGUCAAGAGAAAAUUCAACAGUCGUCAUAACUAUAUUCUGUAUUUUUUGCUUCGAGGAAGCUGCACAUGGACUUGAUGCCGUUUCAAACAAUCCAAGAAAAUUUGCGGACGUCUUAGGAAUUAGACUUCCACUAAAUUACAGCCUCUAAGAAUAUCUUUAUUGAAAUUCAAAUAUAGCAGCCAAUGCCCUACAAUUCCCUCUCUGUCCCAUUAUUCUCUCUUGGUUUCUUCAGUAUAUAAUUGAAAAGUUUAUGUCUUGGUACACAGAUCAUUAUCAUUAUCAUUAUCAUUAUAAAAGAGCUGGAUCGAAACUUCACAGUAGGCUUCAUAAAAGAGCUAUUGAAACAUAUGAAUCUUAGGGUUGAUUAUUCAAUGAAGUUUAACUUAAGCCGCGGUUUAACAAAUCUUUGGACCUUCAGAUCUCUUCCUUGGUGGGUUAUUUUAUGAAGAUAAAUACUUUUCUAGUCUACUCUGUAUGCUUUCAUAAAACUGUUCACAAUAAAUGGUGUUCAAUUAAAACCGUUGGGCAAAUUGAAAAUGGCUUACAACUCGUUUUUGUUAAACACUAGCUAAACUCCGUUUAAAUAAUCGGCCCUUAGGGUUUUGAAUUGAAUUUGAAUGAAAGAGAGCGAUGUUGGUUAGAGAGAAAAGUAUAUCAAGAUGCAAAUGAAAAAUUACGGUACCCAAAUGCUGGAGUUGUUCUUGUUGUUUGUUUGAUCACGCUUGUUGGCUCAAUGUAAAAUAAUCAUUUACAAUUUUGAAAGAGAAGUGCCUAUAUUUAGCAUACAUUCAUACAAAUAACAUAAGAGCAAUGAAGUUUGAAAAAGUACAAAUUCACUUUUUAAGUGACGAUUUCUUUUUUUUUGUUAUCCAGAAAUUUUGCUACCAUGGCAACGUGACGUAACGACUUCUCGCUAUUGACAGCUUUUAAGAUAUAAAUCGGUUCCUAGUAUUGAUUGAUGCCUCUUUUGUUGUAGAUGAUAUUGAAGUUGUGUUUUAUGAGACUGAACCUCACACUGGCAGGAAGUCAUGGGAAGCUCAAGGGAUCUUUGCUCCAUCAGAUGUUCAUGGACAGGUGCGGUUUAUAGGCAAUAACAGUUACUUAUAAUAUCCUUAUAGUUGCACCUUGAUAAAACAAAAAGCGAUUUACGCAACAUCUGUUAUAUGUAUACUGCAGAUUGCCAUAGUGUUCAAGACACCUGCAUACCGGAAUGUUGCUACUGAAAGUCCUGUUAAGGUUUUUGUUAAACUGAGGCGGAAGUCUGACCGGAAAACCAGUAAACCUGUGAAGUUCACUUAUCAACCACUAAUGUCC